AAGACCCUUCCAGACAACGCAAGCUGUCUACUACCCUGCCUGAAAGAGCAACUUUUAUUGAUUUUGAUAUCUAUAUAUUUUAUUUGUCGCUUGAACGCGGGUAAACGUCCCGAAUCGCUGUCCGAAGCAGUUUAUGGUGCUAAAAAGUGAGCCAGUCCUUUAUUCAGCGUCGCUUGUCAAUUGCUAGGGAGGUGCCUGAGUUUUGUUGUAACUAUACACACACAACUUCAGUGGGAAAUUUCCAGCUCGGAUGAAAGAGACGGGCAUUAACAAAAAGCUGUAUGCUAAAGAACAUAAAAAGAAAAUAAAUAUAUUUAUAUACUGGAUCCCUGUACAGGAAGGACUGGGAUUCGGUGCUUAUAGCAUUUUCUUUUGUAACUGGGUGGUUUAUUUUUUUCUAUAGAAGAGAACUGAAGCAGCAGCAACAGAGCCAGUAAAGGUUGCAAACAUUCUGUGCUGUAAAGACACUCCAGUGAUGUCAUACGAGGGAGACCUGGAGCAGGCUGGCACUGGAGAGAGCUUCUGGGAGCCAGGGAAUUACAAAAGGACAGUGAAACGGAUUGAUGACGGCUACAAGCUGUGUAAUGAGCUGGUCAGCUGCUUCCAGGAACGAGCGAAAAUCGAGAAGAGCUACGCCCUGCAGCUGACUGACUGGUCCAAGAAGUGGAGGAGUGUCAUUGAGAAAGGGCCGCAGUACGGCACGCUGGAGAAGGCCUGGCAUGCCUUCAUGAACGCUGCAGACCGGCUCAGUGACAUCCAUAUGGAGCUGAAGAGCCGCCUGGCUGUGGAGGACAGCGAGAAGGUACACAACUGGCAGAAGGACGCCUACCACAAGCAGAUGAUCGGGGGCUUCAAGGAGACCAAGGAGGCAGAGGACAGCUUCCGUAAAGCACAGAAACCCUGGGUCAAAAAACUGAGGGAUGUCGAGGCUGCAAAGAAGAGCUACCACCAGGCCCGGAAAGAGGAGCGCACUGCACUGACGCGCGAGACCCACGCCAAGGCAGACUCCUCCGUGUCCCAGGAGCAGGUGCGCAAGCUGCAGGACCGGGUGGAGAAGUGCACCCAGGAAGCUGAGAAGACCAAGGAGAAGUAUGACAAGGCUCUGGAGGAGAUCAACAGGUACAACCCACGAUACAUGGAGGACAUGGACCAGAUCUUUGAGCUCACCCAGGAGGCUGAGAAGAAACGGCUGCAAUUCUUCAAAGAGGUCCUUAUGGAUGUUCACCAGCACCUCGACCUCUCCAGCAAGGACAGCUUCCGCUCCCUGUACCGAGACCUGAACCAGACCAUUGUGGCAGCCAGUGACCAGGAGGAUCUGAAGUGGUGGAGAAGCACACACGGACCAGGCAUGAACAUGAACUGGCCACAGUUUGAGGAGUGGUCUCCCGAGGCAACCAGGUCGAUCAGUCGGAAGGAAAGAAACAGCAAAGCAGAGGAUGUUGUGACCCUGACCAACAUUGUACCCGCUGGAGAGGAGAUCACACAGACAGCACAGGAGCUGAACAGGUCUAAUGUAGAGGAUGAUGAUAACCGUUACUGUGAGAGCUUAUCAGAUCAACCCGAACAAACAAGCGCCAAAGAUUACUGCUCGGACUGGUCCGAUGAAGAAAGCCCCAAAAAAUACAUCGGCACCAACGGUGUGGAGGAGGACGUGAAGGUACCGGGUGUGCGAGUAAAAGCGUUGUAUGAUUACAUGGGGCAAGAGGCAGAUGAGCUGAGCUUUAAAGCAGGUGAAAAGUUAAUGAAGAUUGGGGAAGAGGACGAGCAGGGCUGGUGUAAAGGUCAGCUUGAAAACGGACAAGUUGGACUUUAUCCUGCUAACUAUGUUGAGCUGAUCGGGUCGUGAUGACCAGUUCCUGACAUCCUGCAGCCGUUCAUAUCGAGGCCAACGAGAGACCGAGAGACAAUAACUGAUCUUUGAGUCAGAGGGGAUUUCGACUCCCAACCCUGAAGCUAGUUCCAGGUCAUGUGGUUGAAGUUUUCUGAAUUGUACAAACCUAUUGAAUGCAAAACCAAAUAAAUCCAGCUAAUUCCAUUGCGAAGCAGGACACUUCUCAAGGAUGUUGCAUGAUGGAGUAUUUCUAGCUUGGGUUUGCAGCCACUUUUCUAUAUAUACCGCUGAGACGCUCAGUGCCUUUGGUAAGUCCAAUUUAGUCUGUACUGAUGCUGCUCCAAGUCCUUCCUGUCAUUACACACUCGUCCUUGGAAGUUAGCAGAUUCAGGGUUCGGAAGUCUAGUUACAACCUCUGACAAAGAAAACAAACAGUCGGAUAUUCCUUUUACAAAGUCUGUAUAUAAAUCUCUGAAAAGUCUUGAUAUCAGAAACCACAGUUACUAUCCACGGUUUCUAUUGUUUUUUUACUCUGUGUGUGAUUUAUAAUUACACAGCCACAAUGUAUUAUGAGAGACCAUCAAUACUGUACAUGCAAUGCAAUACUGUACAUUAUUUUUUUUGGGGGGCGAAGGGGGCGUAAAAGAUUAAUUCAUAAAUAUUCACAAGUAUAUGUCUAGAGCGGAGAAAUGUGUUUUUUUCUUCUAACAUUUUUAUAGUAACGUAGAUUUUGUUUGCUAACAAAUAAAUUGAAAGGCAGAAUGGUGCGCUAGCCUUUCAUGCUUGUUAAAUAUUUAAAAUUGGAUUCUCUGGAUUUCCUACUGAACAGGUUUUUACAUGGAUAAUUUACAAGUGAUGAUGUCCUGUACCAAAUUAUUAGUUAAAUAUGCUGUUUCAUCCCAUAUUGCUUUACCUAGGGAUUGGAUUCUUGACACUAGCAGUUGAUGCUGCUAUAGGGAAGCCAGACCUGCCUUUCAGCUCAAUGUUCAGUGCUUGCUUCAAUGUAGCUUUCAGGUGAGGGUUUUGGACUGGGAUAAUGGGGGCUUCGGAUCUUGAUUCAACUGUCUGCAUCACUACACUCUUGGGGAAGAAAUAAAAAGUAUUUAAUUCA
Molecule: messenger RNA, 2942 nt
Organism: Acipenser ruthenus (sterlet)
Lineage: Eukaryota; Metazoa; Chordata; Actinopteri; Acipenseriformes; Acipenseridae
Gene: pacsin3
Product: protein kinase C and casein kinase substrate in neurons 3
Exons: 11
Coding region: 476-1846 (456 amino acids)
Biological process (GO): plasma membrane tubulation; regulation of endocytosis; cytoskeleton organization
Cellular component (GO): plasma membrane; endosome; cytoplasm
Molecular function (GO): phospholipid binding; protein binding
Source: RefSeq, a predicted model, not a curated record